Chironomus riparius is the source of this 1066-nucleotide messenger RNA. The record is from the annotation of a GenBank genome assembly. NCBI's taxonomy places the organism in Eukaryota, Metazoa, Arthropoda, Insecta, Diptera, Chironomidae.
UAAUUGUCAACGCGUGUGUCCUUAUGUAUAAUGAAGUGGAUAACAAUCAUUUAAAGAGUUAUUGUUGUUCUUAUUACUUUUACUUAAAGCUGUUCAGCACGAGCGAGCACCAAAAAUGUCAAAUACAUCGUCACCAAGUGGAUUAAAUUACUCAACAGCGUUUUAUGGUUCUCGUUAUCCUGAAACAAUAUUCCCAUUUCAGAUGCAUCUUACUGCACCUCUAUCGUUUCCAUUCGAUAAUUAUCAUUUACCAACUCCAUACUAUCCGCAUUUAGCGGAAUCACUUAAUAUUAAAAUAAAUCAAAGUAUUUAUCGACCGAUGGCUUCUGGAACGACAAAUUACGAUCACGAUAUUGGUAAAAUAUUAACAAACAAUUUAUUUUCGCGCGUGCCCAUAACAUUCGAACACAAAGCGGAAGGUGGAGAUAAAAAUGCAAAGGAAAAUGAAGUAACAAGCUCUGAGGAGAUUCCAAUUAUGUCACCAAAUGAUACAUGUCACUUAAAAUCAGCUCAAUCACUUUAUGAUUCAGCAACGAAAAUUCUUUUCCUUGCUAUAAGAUGGGCAAAAUCAAUUCCUUCAUUUAAUCAACUUCCAAUUACGGACCAGAAAAAAUUACUUAAUGAAUGUUGGACCGAAUUAUUUAUUGUGGCUUCUGCACAAUGGGGAUUAUCAGUUGAUGAUGAAAUUACAUUUAAUUCACAAUACUUAAAACAAAUGCAAGGAUUUAUAAAGCAAUUUCAUCUCAUGAAAAUUGAUCAUUUUGAAGCUGCCUGCAUAAAAGCAUUAAUUCUUUUUCGAGGAACAGUAAUGGACGAUCAAACAGUUAGCCAGCAACUUUUAUUGUUACAAAACCAAACAUUAUGUCUCCUGAUUGAAAAAUGUGGCGGCUUGCGAUUAGGUCAUUUGCUGCUGUUAUUACCACAGAUUAAAGUCAUAGGAAAUAUUCAGCAUUUGCAAGAAAAUCUCUUCAAACAUACAAUUAGUGGCGUUUUCAUCGAGAGAAUUUUAGAAGAUAUUCCACAAGUUUAAAAAAAUAUUUUCAAAGCUUCAUCCAAUUUACUAAAG